AUGUUUAGGUUACGAAAUUUUUUAUUAAAAGAUUUUAAUAAACUUUCAAUUUCUUCAUUGAACAAUAUUCGACAAUUAACAAAUAAUGCGCAAGCAACAUAUAAACCACCAGAAUCAAUUUUAAUCCCAACACCACAAUAUUCAAAUCCAAUAAUAACAAAUCAUAAAGAUGUAAUGAAAGUAAUAAUACUUGAAACACAAUCUAAAACCCCCGAUAGGUUUCAAAUGUUCGCAAAACAUGGUAAAGACAGAAUUCAAGCCGGUGACGUGUUACUAGUAGAAAUGUAUACCUCAAUGUCCUCCGUCAAAAACUCCUCUACUACAAGUACCGGUUCUUCCUCUAAAAGUGGUACAACGGCUUUUGCGGGAGUUUGCAUAUGCAUUAAAAGAAAGGGGGUUGAUACUAAUUUCACCUUAAGAAAUAUCAUAUUAAAAGUUGGAGUGGAACAAAAAUUUUUUAUCAAUUCACCCUUAAUUAAGUCUAUCAAAAUUUUGGCAAGAGGAGAGGGUUUUAGAAGAGCUAAACUAUAUUACUUGAGAGAUCAACCUGGUAAAGCUUUUCAAAUUGGUGGUUUGAUUAAGAAAGAGAGAGAGAAAAGAAAUGCUGAAUUAGCCGCUACCAGCACUAUUUAA
Messenger RNA from Funneliformis mosseae, 633 nucleotides. The record is from the annotation of a GenBank genome assembly. Lineage: Eukaryota; Fungi; Glomeromycota; Glomeromycetes; Glomerales; Glomeraceae.